This is a messenger RNA of Labrus mixtus (cuckoo wrasse), 3594 nucleotides long. RefSeq names its product sphingomyelin phosphodiesterase 3 (gene smpd3). NCBI's taxonomy places the organism in Eukaryota, Metazoa, Chordata, Actinopteri, Labriformes, Labridae. Gene Ontology annotation, biological process: sphingomyelin metabolic process. The record is from RefSeq and is a predicted model, not a curated record. The coding region runs from base 623 to 2800 and encodes 725 amino acids. Gene Ontology annotation, molecular function: sphingomyelin phosphodiesterase activity. The transcript has 10 exons. Gene Ontology annotation, cellular component: extracellular region; cytoplasm.
CUGAAGAGACAACUCUCCUCGCCUCUGCUCGCCGCUCAGUCGGUUCAGACAGUCGCUCGCUCGCACGCACGCUCUUUUCGCCGGCGCCCAUCAGCUGGAUUUCACCUCCUCAGAGCUCGUUAAUUAGCGCUCAGUACGUGAAGAUACAGAAACACAAAUCCAAAACGAACAGCUCCGUUUGCACAUCGUCUGAAGCUCGGCUGAGGGAGAUUUACAACAAGUCCUCGGGGACAUACCAAUGUUUAAUGGUCUCUCCCUCCUGUGGUCUUUGGAGUCCUCGCAAUCAUAGAUCCAACAGGAAAAUUGUCAUCAUGGAAACCUCCUGCCUCCACGCUGUGCUCCUCCACUCCCCCUGCAGAGGCUGUUACUGCUGAGAAGGGGCACUGAGACUGAGACAGGCUGAUCUGUGAAGACAUAAGUCACCCAAACCAUGUAGUGUACCUCUCUGCAAGAAGGGGGGAGGGUCUACAUUUGAGCCGGAUUUAUUUUCUAUUUAUUUAUAUUUAUGAGAUCUCUGUAGCAGAUUUGUUUUUGCUUGCUUAAAGUGUGUAUGUGGGUGGCUGCAGAACGUGUGAGGAGAAAGUGACAGAGAGGAAGAAAGAGAGAAAAUAGAAGAGGAGAGAUGGUCCUCCACAUCACCCCGUACUCCGGUGCCUGUCUGCACUUUCUGGAUGGCUUGUCAUGGAGCCUGGUUUUUCCUUGUUACUGGCUUCUGGACCGGCUCCUGGCAUCCUGUGUGCCCACGUCGCUGGAGAAGCGACAGCGCUCUCAGGACCCCUGCUCCUUCCUAACCCUGUGUGUCCUGAUCUCUGCACCUCUGUACCUGCUACUCCUCUUCGCCUCCCUGCCCUUUGCUCUGCUGGGCUUCAUCAUCUGGGCUCCCCUGCAGGCAGUCCGCCAGCCUUACCUGUACACCUACCGCAGACCAGACAAACACCAGGCUGAGGAGGGCCAAGCUGGACCAGGUGGUGUUGGAAUUGGAGAAUGGAGGCCACAGGGAAGAAGCUUCUGUUUCUGCAGUGCCAACGUAUGCCUGCUGCCUGACUCCCUGGCCAGAUUCAACAACCUGUCAGACACCCACAGGAGAGCCCGGGAGGUAGGGAAGAGGAUCCGCAAUGGUGCCAGUCGGCCUCAGAUUAAAAUCUACAUUGACUCACCUACCAACACUUCUAUCAGUGCGGUAUCCUUUAGUAGCCUUGCUACAGGUUUCCGUCGUACCUCCUCUCUGGACCAGCGUCCAGACCACACCCACACCACCAAUGGCCCAGCAGACACAGAAACUGAACCCCUCACAGAGUGCCCAAUUCAUCCCCCAGGUGCCAUCGAUUGCCCCGUUCACUCCUCUUCUGCAGGAGACCAUGGCUCAUCUGACUGCCCCCUUCAUUCAGACGGGGCAGACACCACAAAAGACUGCCCCCUUCAUACUGCAGAGAGUAAUGGUGCCUCAGACUGUCCAGUCCACACCACAGGGGAGGCUCAUGACUGCCCCUUGCAUUCCAAUGGGGCUCAGAAUGCCCAAAGCCAUCAUGACUGUCCCAUGCAUGGGGAAGCAGUUCAGCCAAAACCAUCCCCAGAUUGCCCACUUCACACCUCAGGGGUUAAAAUCAGCAUCAGUGCCCCAGAACCAGACCCCCAGGAAGAGGAGACUGAAACAGGAAACCAUCGGACAGGUGAGCAGGCAAUGGGAGACACAGGCAGCAUGACUGCUUCCAGGGAAUCCCUCGCCCGCUACCAUGCAGGAGACGGCGGCAUAGGGAUAUCCUCCAACAAUACACUCUCUCAUGUUCCUCGCACGUCAGUCUUAAAGCGUCCUGGACGCAAACGCCGACAUGGAGAUGAGACGUUCGACCAUGAAAUCUCUGCCUUUUUCCCUGCCAAUUUGGAUUUCCUGGCUCUACAGGAAGUGUUUGACCACGGAUCAGUAACUAGACUGCGACGACAGUUGCAUCGCUACUUUCCCUACGUACUGAGUGAUGUUGGCCGGUACGGAUGGAAAGGCUGUUGCUCAAGGUUCAAAUUCCUGAACAGUGGGCUGAUUCUGGCUAGCCGCUAUCCUAUCAUCGAUGCACGGUACGAGUGCUACCCCAACGGAAGGGGAGAGGACGCACUCGCAGCAAAGGGGGUGUUGUUUGCCAAGGUCCAUGUUGGCACCUCCCAUCAGGAGCAAAGGGUUGUGGGAUAUCUCACGUGUACGCAUCUCCAUGCCAUUGAAGGUGAUGCAUCAGUACGUUGUGAGCAGCUCGACCUGCUGCUCCAAUGGGGGGCUGAGUUUCGCCAAACCUCAUCCCAAUCACCUGAAGGAGAGAAGGUUCUGGAAGACCUGGUGGCAUUUGAUGUCAUCCUGGGAGACCUCAACUUUGAUAACUGCUCCUCAGAGGACAAGCUGGAGCAGCAGCAUGCACUUUUUACUCAGUACAAGGACCCAUGUCGCCUGGGGCCAGGGGAGGACAAACCGUGGGCUCUGGGUACUUUGCUGGAUCCCAGUGGCCUUUAUGACGACGAGGUCAGUUCACCUGAAAGUUUACAAAAAGUGAUGGAGAAUGAGGAGGGGAGGAAGGAGUACUUGGUGUUUCCUCCUAGUAAAAGCCAGUGUCCAGCCAACAGUCAGAAAGGGAGAAAGAUCCCACUGAAGGGCAAUGGACGCAGGAUUGACUACAUCCUCUACAGUGAUGAGCACCUGCAGCAGGACUGGAAACAGGAAGUGGAGGAGUUCAGUUUUGUCACCCAGUUGGCCGGCAUCACUGACCACCUGUCUGUGGCCAUGCGAAUGGCCGUCAGCACCGGGGAAGAGGAGCCUUAGAUUGACAACCAGAGCGUUGUUUUUAAAUACUGCCAUGGAAAAAAAAUGACUGAAGAAAAGAAGCAGAGAUCAAGAGUUUACCGAUAUGGAGCUGCUUUGAGAAGGACAUAAUGCAAAUCUGCAUGAGGAUUGAAGGGACAGUGAAACGGACAAAUGAAUCAUUGGAGGAGCGCUCAGUGGAUAAAUGAAUAUAGAGAAGGAGAAGGAGAGCAGCAUCAGUGGAGUGAUAUGAUGAGGAAAAAACUCUUGGGAGGAAAGAUAAGCAGGAGAAUUGAGUUUAAACAACCAGUGAGGUAUUCACCGUGAUGGGUAAACGGCCCACAAACACACACAAUACCUAACACACAAACAAUUUACCAACAUUUAUACAGUUGAAUAUCACCUGGCCUCUCCACUCUCCUCUUCACAAACUGUCGGUAUGAACAUAGAGGGUUUUAUUUACAGUCAUGUAGCCAUUUUAAACACACUCCUUCUAUUGGAUUUGUUUUAGCAUAGAAGUGUAAGUUAGAUUUUUUUUAUAUAUAUAUAUAUUCCUUCAGGGACAGUUGGAUCCUCAUUCUUUAGUGUUGAAAAAGGACCAGUAAUGAGGAGAAUGACGCAUACAUGCCACUGACUGGCCUUUACACUGACCUCAUGUGUCCUUGUGUUGUGCUCCUUCCUGAAAGGCCAUUGUUCUGCUGUCAUUCAACCUUGCUACACCCAUGUCAGUCCCAGGAACCUCAACAAGUGUCUUUUUUUUCUAAAGAAAAAGAAAUAGACUUUCUUAAAGGAGAAGAAUAAAAUGAUACAAUUUC